AUGUCAUUUGAAUAUCAAAAUGAUAUAUUGUAUAAAUUAUUAUCUCAUUUACGUGGAAAAAUUAAACGAAAAUUAAUUUAUGUUCCAAAUUCUAUGAUAAAUAAAUUAUUAGUUUCUUAUCAUGAUAAUCCAUUAAUUGGUGGUCAUUUUGGCGUUCGAAGAACAUUAGAUAAAAUUAGACAACCAUAUUGGUGGCCAGAUAUGAAAACGUCUAUCAUUAAUUAUAUAAAAUCUUGUGUUGUUUGUCAAGCAUAUAAUAGUGGUCGACAAAAAAAUCCAGGUUUUCUUCAACCAAUUACACCUCCUGAUGGACCUAAUCAGUUAAUCGGAAUAGAUUUUUCAUUACCUACAUGUUCUGCACCUGUUACUGCAAAUGCUAUUUUUAAAGAAUUUAUAUGUCAUUAUGGUGUACCAAAAGCAAUUAUUACUGAUCAAGGUAUCAGUUUCAAAAACCAAUUAAUGCAAUCAAUAUCAAAAUUAAUUAGUUAUCAUCACAUAUUUUGCACACUUUAUCAUCCUCAAAGUAAUGGCCAAGUUGAAAGGUUUAAUGCAACAUUUGUUACUCAACUUGCCAAACUAACUGAUGAUGAAUUAAACAAUUGGGACGAAUAUUUAUGUUUAAUUAUAUUUGCUUAUAACACUGGUGUUCAUUCAACAACAAACAUGACCCCAUUUGAACUUACAUUUGGACGAAAACCAAAUCUUCCAAUUGACAAUCCACCAACAUCAUUUACAUUUCAUCAUCCAAAUGAUUAUUUUGAACAACUGGUCCGGAAUUUAGAAUAUUUUCGUGGUACAGUAAAACAAAAUAUUUUAAGACAACAACAACAAUCAAAAAUUUGUUAUAAUCGUCAUCGUAAAAAUCCUGAAUAUAAUAUAGGAACAAAUGUGUUAACUCGAAUAUUUACUAAUAGAUCAAAAUUAGACCCGAAAUUUUCAAUUAGCCCGAAAGUUAUUAUUCAAAAAGAACAUCCAAUAUACUUAGUCGAAGAUAUUAAUAAUAAAUCAAUAUUACAAAUUCAUGUAAACGAUUUACGUCCAUUAAUGAAUAAUUAA
Molecule: messenger RNA, 1056 nt
Organism: Rotaria sp. Silwood1
Lineage: Eukaryota; Metazoa; Rotifera; Eurotatoria; Philodinida; Philodinidae
Source: the annotation of a GenBank genome assembly